Molecule: messenger RNA, 1083 nt
Organism: Ananas comosus (pineapple)
Lineage: Eukaryota; Viridiplantae; Streptophyta; Magnoliopsida; Poales; Bromeliaceae
Product: histone-lysine N-methyltransferase, H3 lysine-79 specific
Exons: 2
Coding region: 300-893 (197 amino acids)
Biological process (GO): microtubule-based process
Cellular component (GO): dynein complex
Molecular function (GO): dynein light intermediate chain binding; dynein intermediate chain binding
Source: RefSeq, a predicted model, not a curated record
AGUCCAACAUCGCCGUCGCCAACGCGCCGAGACGAAAGGUAAACCCCCCACACAAACCAAACCCGCUACCGCAUAUCGCGACAUUAACGCCUUUUCCGUUGCGCACGAGCGCGCAUUGGGAGGCGAAGUAGAGAGAGAGAGAGGAGGAGGAGGAGGACGACGACGAUGAGGUAGAAGAAGAAGAGGGCGAAUCCACGGCGUUUUGAUCUGUCUCUCGGCGCCUGUUAGGGUUGGGCGAGGUAGGUGCUGUUCUCGCGUGGCAUGCUUCGUCGCCGAGGGAGGAGGAGGAGGAGGGGGCGAUGAGAGAGGAGAAGAAGCGUAUGGAGGCUGCGUCGGAGGAGCUCGAGCGACGGAGCCGUUAUUUGAGCUCGCUUAUACAGCGGACGAAGAUGAGGACCGAGGCGGAGGAGGAGGUGACAGCGGCGGCGGCGGCGGCGGCGGCGCACAGCGACGGUAAGGUGGAGGAGAAGAGGCGAGAGCCACGGAUCGAGAUGGAGAGGGAGAAGGAGAAGGAGGAGGUGAAGGAGAAGGAGAAGGUGAAGGAGAAGAAGGGAGAGGAGGAGGAGGAGGAGGAGGAGGAGGAGAAAGGAGAUGAGGCACAGGAGAAGCAUAAGGUUAGGGUUAGGGCCGCGGACAUGCCCCUCGCGCUGCAGAAGCGCGCGUUCCGGUGCGCGCGGGAGACGCUCGCGGCGAUGCCGAAGCUCGAUAGCAAGCGCCUCGCCCUCGCCCUUAAGAAGGAAUUCGAUUCCUUGUACGGUCCUGCUUGGCACUGCAUUGUUGGAACAAGCUUUGGGUCAUAUGUCACUCAUUCUUUGGGUGGCUUCUUGUACUUCUCCAUCGAUAAGGCCUACGUUCUUCUAUUUCGGACUGCUGUUGAACCAUUAGGGCAUUGACAAGAAUAUUGUAGUUCAUCUCAAAUGGUUCGGAGUGAACAUAUCUACUCAAAAUACUGUAAUUUUAACUAGCCGAACGAUUGGUGUGAGAGACUUGUUGUAAAAUUGCACGCUUACAUGAAUGGCACCCAACAAUCAGUUCAUCUUGCUUUUGUUUCGUUGAUUUGGAAAUUCGUCUUUGAUAUUGUAU